Messenger RNA from Galendromus occidentalis (western predatory mite), 1341 nucleotides. RefSeq names its product transcriptional repressor CTCFL. The record is from RefSeq and is a predicted model, not a curated record. Lineage: Eukaryota; Metazoa; Arthropoda; Arachnida; Mesostigmata; Phytoseiidae. Gene Ontology annotation, biological process: regulation of transcription by RNA polymerase II. Gene Ontology annotation, molecular function: RNA polymerase II cis-regulatory region sequence-specific DNA binding; DNA-binding transcription factor activity, RNA polymerase II-specific; protein binding. Bases 1 to 1341 code for a protein of 446 amino acids. The transcript has 7 exons.
AUGGCGGCCGAAGAUGUGGUGGUCAUGCGCUGGCCUCUGCAUUCCGGAGAGCUCUUGCAAAAUCUGUGCGCGAUGCGUGACCGAGGAGAAAUGAAUGACGUGACUCUCAUAACACCCGACGGCAGUGUCGAAGCUCAUCGUGUCAUCUUGGCGGCCAGUUCAGAGCUGCUCCGAGACAUGCUGAAAAGAAGUCCGGCCUUCGUUCCAUGUUCGCUCGUUCUGAGGGACAUUACCGAAGCCCAGCUGAAUCUCGUCUUGGAUUUCGUCUAUAAAGGCGAGCUCGCAGUCCUCAAAACUCAGCUCAACGACUUGGCGAGGGCUUGCGAUUACCUUCAAAUCAAAACCUGUCUAUCUUCGCUCGAAUCUGCAGACGGAGCGUGUCAGGAGUUCGAGGAGGGACAAAACGGAGAAGAUGACCGUGACGAAGAGAACGACGAUGAACCUGAUGGCGGCGGCGGCGUCGACGACGAGGCAGAGCAUGUUGAUGAGGAGUGCAACGCCGAAGAGCCAGAAACCGACUUCAUCGAGCCUGCUCCGAAUAAAGGCCUCACGAAUAAAAUGACUCGAAGGACGAAAGUCACGAACACGAGUGAGGCGACGACUGAAUCAGACAAGAUUCCAAUCAGCGCCGACGAGGUCGAAAUGGAGGACUUGCAAAGCUCUGCGGCGACGUACGAGGUCAUCACUUUCGAAGACGUCAAAGAGGAAUCAGCUGACGACGCGAAGCCGAAAUCGAGGCAAAGCUACGCGAAGAAAGCUCGUCUGUCCAUUGUCGGCGAUAAACGUGUCUACACGCUCGAUGACGACAAGCUCGUGGGUGAUGCGCCUUCUCAAAUCGGACCGGAUCGGCGAUUUUGUCGCGAAUGCCGCAUAACUCUGAGUUAUCCCAAAGAAUUCCGGGAGCACCGGAAACAAUGGCACGCGCUGCAGUGCGCCAGAUGCGAUUUUCGAGCCACGAAAGAGUCCACGAUCCGUGAACACUUCGAAAAGGUCCACGAGAACAUACGGAGAUUCAGCUGCGACGUGUGUCCUUUCCAAUGCAAGGACCGAGCCACGCUACUAAAUCAUUCGAGGAGACAUACGAACGAGAAGCCCUACGAGUGUGGGUACUGCGACUAUAAAUCGGCUCAGUCGGCCUCCAUGAAGCAACAUGUCACAUUACACGAAAAUGUCGAGAGUCGACCGUUCCCAUGCGACGAGUGCACCAGGCAUCCUAUAUCCUUCGGCUCACGGGCCGCGUUGACCAAGCACAAGAAGGCUCAUCAUACCGCCCGGGUCAUGGCCUUCACGAUCAUCCAGGAAGACCAGGCUCUCACAGAAGCUACCGGAGAGAAUUCAUGA